AGAGUAUUAAUUGCAGAGUAGGUAGCAGUUGCCGUCAAUGAAAUAAUUGGCAUCAAUUAUCAGAGCGCAUAAAUCUAAUUUCUGUCUCUUACACGGUAUCAUAUAGCAAAAAUAUAAUAUAAUAUAAUUAAGUAGUAGGUGAAUGGUUCUUCCUAAAUUGGCAACCACCUGAAAAAUGAAGAACCUGAGUUUAAAGUUCAUUGUUGCAAUAACAAUAGGAUUUGUAUUUUCAUGUGCAUCUGAUAUUCAUGAAAACUUCCUUAAGUGCCUUCACUUUCACAACUCCACGUCAAUCUCCAAUGUUGUUUACACCAAAUCCAGUUCCGCUUACGAUUCACUACUUCACUUUUCGAUUCAAAACCUCAGAUUCUCAUCCAACAACAUUCCUAAACCCCUUGUCAUUGUCACACCCCUGCAACCUUGUCAUGUUCAAGCCACUGUAAUCUGUUCCCAGCGCCACGGGUUACAGAUUCGAAUUCGAAGCGGAGGCCAUGACUUCGAGGGCAUCUCCUACGUCUCUCAAGUUCCAUUUGUCAUCAUUGAUUUCAUAAACUACAGAAACAUCCAAGUGGACUUACAAGACAGAACAGCAUGGGUUCAAGUUGGUGCAACUGUUGGUGAACUUUACUAUAGCAUUGCCACCAAAACCAGUACUCUUGCUUUUCCAGCAGGUGUAUGCCCCACCGUAGGAGUUGCAGGACAAUUCAGCGGCGGCGGUUAUGGAUACCUUUUGCGAAAAUAUGGGCUCGCCGCCGAUAACAUAAUGGAUGCUCACAUAAUUGAUGUGAAGGGUAGGUUUCUUGACAGGGAAGCCAUGGGUGAAGAUCUUUUCUGGGCCAUUAGAGGUGGUGGUGGAGCAAGCUUUGGAGUGAUCUUAGCAUGGAAGAUCAAGCUCGUUCCGGUUCCAUCAACCGUGACACUGUUCAGAGUUCCCAGGACGUUGGAACAGAAUGCAACGAAGCUUGUUCAUAAAUGGCAGAGUGUGGCAAGUAAACUCCCCAAGGAUCUAACCGUUAGUAUCAUGGUGCAGAUGGUGAAUUCUUCACACAGUAAUAAGGGGGAGUUAACUGUACAGGCCUUGUUUCAAGGUUUGUUUCUUGGAGGUGUAGAUAAGGUUAUUCCAUUGAUGCGAGAAAGCUUCCUUGAAUUGGGUUUGGUUAAAGAAGAUUGCACCGAGAUGAGUUGGAUCGAAUUUACUCUUCACUCGUGGGGAUUCGGUGGUCAACCUCUUGAGGUUUUACUCAACAGAAGUCAAGUCACAAGAGACAGUUUCAAAGCAAAAUCUGAUUAUGUCAAACAUCCUAUUCCUGAAAGUGGCUUAGAAGGAUUGUGGCGGUUGUUUUAUGAAGAUGGUGGCAAAGGAGUGUUAAUGGUUAUAUUUCCUUUUGGAGGCAGAAUGGGUGAGAUUCCGGAAUCCGAAAUUCCGUUCCCACACAGAGCUGGAGUGUUGUAUCAGAUUCAGUACGCUGUGCACUGGGAAGAAAAAGGAGACGAGGUUGCACAAAGGCACAUCCAUUGGAUCAGGAAGCUAUAUAGUUAUAUGGAACCUUUUGUGUCAAAGUCUCCUAGAGAAGCAUAUCUCAACUAUAGAGACCUUGAUAUUGGGGUAAAUAACAUUCAUGGCUACACAUCCUAUGAGCAAGCUAGCAUUUGGGGUUUUAAGUAUUUCAAAAACAAUUUCAAUAGAUUGGCACAUGUCAAGUCUAAAGUUGAUCCUCUUAACUUCUUUAGGUAUGAACAGAGUAUACCUUCUCUCAUGUGAAGGACAAAAAUUGAACUCUCAAUCCUCUCUGUAUUAACUGUGCCUUUCAAAUAAAGAAGAAGAAAAAUUAGGGCAUGUUCUAGCAACAAUUUUGAUUUUU
Molecule: messenger RNA, 1862 nt
Organism: Arachis ipaensis
Lineage: Eukaryota; Viridiplantae; Streptophyta; Magnoliopsida; Fabales; Fabaceae
Source: RefSeq, a predicted model, not a curated record